AUGCGCCUCUGCCUACUCUACUUUGAACUAGCGAGGCGUAGACUGGAUCAAGUAUGUAUUAGUCUCGAAGGUGUGCGGCUGCUGUCAACUGUAAGCCCCGCCCAGUUUGCAUCGGAUUCCAUCUCUCUUGUAUCAUCAACCCACUUAUCAUCAACAAGCCUUUAUUUCACUGUUCCACAUACGAAGAUGCAAAAUCCUAAAAUUUUGAGGUAUUCACUAGAUUAG
This is a messenger RNA of Cylicocyclus nassatus, 225 nucleotides long. NCBI's taxonomy places the organism in Eukaryota, Metazoa, Nematoda, Chromadorea, Rhabditida, Strongylidae. The record is from the annotation of a GenBank genome assembly.